Messenger RNA from Halteromyces radiatus, 2313 nucleotides. RefSeq names its product heat shock 70 kDa protein 2. The coding region runs from base 258 to 2111 and encodes 617 amino acids. Gene Ontology annotation, molecular function: ATP hydrolysis activity; misfolded protein binding; heat shock protein binding. Lineage: Eukaryota; Fungi; Mucoromycota; Mucoromycetes; Mucorales; Cunninghamellaceae. Gene Ontology annotation, biological process: protein refolding; cellular response to unfolded protein; vesicle-mediated transport. Gene Ontology annotation, cellular component: nucleus; cytosol; plasma membrane. The record is from RefSeq and is a predicted model, not a curated record. The transcript has 7 exons.
GUUACUAUAAUAUCAGAAAAUCGGUCGUUUAAAAGGCUACAAAUUACAUUGGAUAACAAACAAAUGGGAGUUUGAUUAACCCAAAGAUAUCCAAUGACAUUGUCGCAUGAAUUUGAUGAGCCGCUACCAACCAAGAAAAAAGACAAAACCGUCACCCUAAAAAUUUUUUCUUUUUAAAAUAGUCGUCAAAAUUGAGAAAUCCAUUGCUCUUUCCUUUUUUCCCCCUUCUUUCUUAAAGUUUUUACGUUCUAUCAAUCAUGUCUGUCGAAUACGAAGGUGCUAUUGGUAUCGAUUUGGGUACUACCUACUCCUGUGUUGGUGUUUGGGAAUCCGAACGUGUUGAAAUUAUUGCCAACGAACAAGGUAACCGUACUACUCCCUCUUACGUUGCUUUCUCUGACAGUGAACGUUUGAUUGGUGAUGCUGCCAAGAACCAAGCCGCCAUGAACCCCAAGAACACUGUUUUCGAUGCCAAGCGUCUUAUUGGUCGUCGUUUCGAUGAUCCCGAAGUUAAGGCUGACAUGAAGAACUGGCCCUUCACCGUUGUUGACCAAAACGAUAACCCUUUCAUUCAAGUUGACUUUGAAGGUGAAACCAAGACUUACUCCCCUCAAGAAAUCUCUUCUAUGGUGUUGAUCAAGAUGAAGGAAAUUGCUGAAGCCAAGCUCGGCAAGAAGGUUACCAAGGCCGUUGUCACUGUUCCUGCCUACUUCAAUGACAGUCAACGUCAAGCUACCAAGGAUGCUGGUACCAUUGCUGGUCUCGAAGUUCUCCGUAUUAUCAACGAACCUACUGCUGCUGCCAUUGCUUACGGUUUGGAUGCUAAUGACAAGAAGGAACGUAACGUCCUCAUUUUCGAUUUGGGUGGUGGUACUUUCGAUGUGUCUCUCUUGACUAUCUCUGGUGGUGUCUUCGCUGUCAAGGCUACUGCUGGUAACACUCACUUGGGUGGUGAAGAUUUCGAUUCUACUCUCGUCAAUCACUUUGUCCAAGAAAUCAAGCGUAAGCACAAGAAGGAUAUCUCUGGUGAUGCUCGUGCUCUUCGUCGUCUCCGAUCUGCUUCCGAACGUGCCAAGCGUACCUUGUCUUCUUUGACUCAAACCACUGUUGAAGUUGACUCUCUCUUUGAAGGUAUUGAUUUCCAAUCCAACAUCACUCGUGCCAAGUUUGAAGAAAUCAACUCUGCCUCUUUCAACAACACCAUUGAACCUGUUGAACGUGUCUUGAAGGAUGCUAAGGUUGACAAGAAGGAUGUUGAUGAAGUUGUCCUUGUUGGUGGUUCUACCCGUAUCCCCAAGAUUCAAUCUCUUCUCCAAGAUCUUUUCAACGGCAAGGAAUUGAACAAGUCUAUCAACCCUGAUGAAGCUGUUGCCUAUGGUGCUGCUGUCCAAGCUGCUGUCCUUACUAACCAAGCUGGUAACGAAAAGACCCAAGAUCUCUUGUUGUUGGAUGUCGUUCCUCUCUCUCUCGGUGUUGAAAUGCAAGGUGGUAUCAUGGCUGUUGUUGUUCCCCGUAACUCUCCCAUCCCUUGUCAAAAGUCCAAGGUGUUCACCACUGCCUCUGAUAACCAAACCACUGUCACUUUCCCUGUAUACGAAGGUGAACGUCUCUUGACCAAGGAAAACAACAUGUUGGGUGAAUUCUCUUUGUCUGGUCUCGUCCCUGCUCCCCGUGGUACUCCUGAAUUGUUGUGUACUUUCGAUCUUGAUGCCAACGGUAUCUUGAAGGUUACUGCUCAAGAUAAGACUACUGGUCGCAAGGCUGAUGUCACCAUCUCCAACUCUACUCGUUUGUCUGCUGCUGAUAUCGAACGUAUGGUCCAAGAUGCUGAAAAGAAUGCUGAUACCGACAAGAAGCGUGAAGCCGUUGUUCAAGCCAAGCAAGAUCUUGAAGCCUACGUCUACCAAGUCGAAAACAACGUGUCUGAUCCUAACGUCAACAUGAAGCUUCGUCGUGGUGACCGUGAAGCCAUUGAAACUGCUCUUGCUGAAGCUAUGGAAUUCAUGGAAAUCUCUGAAGAAACCACUGUCGAUGAUAUCAAGGGUGCUCAAUCCAAGUUGAAGCGUGCUGCCACCCGUGCCUUUGCUCAUGUUUACUCUCAACGUCGUUAAGUCUUUUUCUUUUUUUGAAUAAAAGGGAAAUUUCUUAUUAUUGUAUAGCCUUCUCCACUUUCAUCACCAUAUCAUCAUUAUUUUUUUUGAAAAUUCAUUAGUUUAUUGUUUUAGUUACUGGAUUUUGUUUAGUGUUUAUUUUUUUAUAGAGAACUUUUUUCUUAUCCCUUUGAAAAAUAAAAAUGAAUCUACUUUAGGAAAG